CCUAAGCGUGAGAAUGUGUCAGUGUUGAACUAUUUAAUAAUUUUCUUUGUUUAUUUUACUUUAUGUUAUAUUCUUUGCUAUUUCUUCAAUGAUUUAACACUUAAUUUAACGGACUUAUGUUCUCUGUUUUGUUCUUAAUCCUUUGAAUAUGGGUACGAGCACAAUGGGUAGCGAUUUACAUUCCGAUAAGCAGGACAAACUGUUAAAACUACAGGCUCGAAAAAAAGAACUGGAGCUUAUGUUAGCUUCCAAAAAUGAGGAGCUUUACAAGUUGUGUGUGCAAGAAGUACAGUUGACGGGUGUUAUGCCCCUAGAAGCGCCUCUGAGUCCAGAAGUUCCACAAAGGGAAAGAUUAGGUAGUGUACGAAGUGUCGAUAGGUCCACAGAUGGGACGGAUGUACAAGAUGGCUCUGAUAACUCUUCGAGACGUCUUAGAGCUGUAUCUGAUCGCAUACAUGAUUCCGAUCCGAAUCUGCGAAAGAACCUUACCCACAGACUAUCAACACCUUCGAUAUCAGGUAUUUCGUCAAAAAGUGCUCAUUCUAGGCAUGUCCGCAGACCUGAGACCAGUUGCUCAAACUUCUUUCCAUCGCCACCCCAAGAACGAAAUCCAGAAACAUUUUCAAUACACACCUCUCAUACUUAUCCUGCUUUAGCUGGCCGUCACGAUUCUGUUCCACAUGAUAAUCUGCACAGUGAACUUCAACAAGGUCCUGUAUAUCGCCAUCAUACUUUAACAACUGAAUACACAAAUAAGAUCUAUUAUAAUAAUGCAGCAGAAGCAAAUAAUGUGUCACGCUUGAGAGAGACUCAUUUCAGCUCCAGUCACCCUGAUAUAACAACUAAUUACACCCAUGGGUCUGUCGCACCACAGCCUGUGCCCGCACACAAUGGAAUGCGCAACACUCCACUCCUAUAUCAAUAUGCAUCACAUUUAAAAUCACAGAAUCAACAUCUUGGAGUUUUAAACCACCACCAUAUUAUGCAAAUGCAAUCCAAAAGGAGAACAGAUGGUGUUCGAAGAAAUACUUUGCAGCGUACACAGACAUACCAUCUCACAUCGCACAGUGACUAUAAUCAUCACUUAGAAAACAUGACUGAUGCAUACAGACAACCUGCACCAGCUUAUCAACAUAGAUCACAACCCGACAUACAAGAUCAGCCAAUCGAAAGAAGACAGAAUCCAAUAGAAAGAACUAUUCCUGUUCCAAACACUUUGCCUCUACGUGAACGUAAUAUGGUUAGAAAUCCACUACAUUUGCAGCUGCAAGUUUCCACCGAUGAUUAUAUAAUUGAUGAUAGACGACAUUAUCCUGAUGCUUUAAGUCCUGUCAGCCAAAUGUCGGGAUAUUCACAGAGUAAUUUCGACUCUGUAAGUAUGAAUAAAUUUUCACCUACUUUAUCGCAAGACAUGAAAGUAAAAGAAAAACAUUGGUAUGAAACAUCACUAGACUCACCAACAAAAAGUGAGGUGCCUGUAUUAAAGAAAAGUGCCAGCUUGAAGCGGACACCCAGUAUAGGUAACUCACAAACAUAUGAAAUAAUGAUUUCAUCUGGUCGUCAUUCGGCUAUGCAGAGCCCCAACCAUUUACCUCAUAGUCCCCCUGUAUUAUCUCCAAGUGCAGUGUCACUCGAGUCUCCUAAAAACAUGACAGUUAUUGAACAAGGUAAAUGUAUACCAUACAGAGAAGAAACUAAACCAUUUGAGAUGUCAGACUUUUAUAAAUAUUCAACAAAAUUCAGGCAGAGUAAUGUUCAAAAAGCACCUAUGCCAAAUCCUGCCCAUAAUGCCAGUACAAUGUACAAUAAACUGCCAAUGGAGCUACCACAGUUUAGCCAGGAUCAUUGGCAUGGACAUGGCAACUGAUAAUCUUCAUUUGUAAGUAAAAAUAUUUGUUUUAAUAUUAGAUAGCUUACCUUUAUGGUAAAUCAAUGGCAGCUUAAAGUUUAUUGAAUUAUUUUAAUUUAUACUUGAAGUUAAGUUAGUUUUAGUUGUAGGUACUUAAAUAUAAAAUUAUAAACAAGAUCUCUAGUUUAAUUUAGUUUUGUAAAUAUUUUGAUUGACUACUACGUAUUUUGGUAUUUUACAUACAUCAUUACAAAGUUAAGUUUUAUAAAUAAAUUCACUGUUUAAAAAUACAUGCCAUAAAAAUUAGGGAGUCAUUGUAUAAAAUCGUCAGAAGAUGUGCGACUGUGAUAGUUUUAUGCAAACAAUAAAUAUUCAAGUAGAUGUAUGUCCAAUAACAUAAAAACUGUUAUUGGACAUACAUCUACUUGACAUAAUAUGUACUGUGCAUACCUUGUAAGUUAGUUAAAAAAUUCAAACAGGGUGCCAACUUUUUAUAAUCAAAAAUAUUAAAAUUCUUGUGCCUAUUAAUUACAAAUUAUAAUAGUGAAGCUUUGAAAAGGUAUGAAAAUAAUACUAGAAAUCUUAUUUCACAGCUAGUUAAACUUGAUACGAUUUAUUUAAAGUAUAGCCUUGCCUCUAUUACCACCAGAAUUUCUUGUUUUAAGAAACCAAGAAUAUGAUGUUCCUGGAAAAUAAAUAUAUAGAUGUCUGCGACAUUCUUAAAUAAGUAAUGAGGAAUAUGAAGAAAACAUUGAAUACUUAUUUUGUUAUGCAUGACAUAUCAUUGGUCAAUUAUAAAUAAGAUAUAUACAUAGAACUUAAAAAUAUUACGUCCAUGACAGAUAUUGUAAAAAAACUUUAUAUAGAUUUAAUGUGUAAGAUAAAUACUAAUUGAAUUCAAUGUAAAUUGAAAUUUGUCAUUUUGAUUAUGAGUAUUUUGAAAUUGACAACAGUAUCCAUAUAUUUUGAUUUCAGUUUUAGACUAUGUUCUAGGUGUUGGUGUGUCCCUAAAACUAUAGUUAAAUACCAUAACAAUUCCUGCAGGUUCAAAUAACCAUGACUGCUCAAGAUAUGUACAAUUUAAUUAUAUGAUUAUAUUCAUUUUAUACAUGACAUUCAUAAAAGUACAUAGAGGAUCGUUAAAAUUUAAUUUAUUAUAAUUACUUUAUUUAAUUGGGUCAAUAUCAAUUGUUUUUACUAGUGAUGGGCCGAAUAUGGGUUUUACCGAUACGAAUAAUCAGCAUAUAUUUUACCGAAUUGAAUGUUAUCGUUUACAAUUUAAUUUUAAUUAAAAACAUAUAUGUUUAUCGUAUUAUGUUUUAUUUAUAUAAUAAAACUGAGUAGAAAAUGCCUCGACAAAAAUGUGAAGACUUACAAUGGUAUUUAAAUAUACUAAUAAUUAUUAAAUAAUCGUAAUAAAAUGAUGAGUAGGAUGUUUACGUUAAGAAGUCAUGAUGUGAAUUUUUAAUUUAUUAAGCAUCGUCAUGUGGUAUAGCAAUUUAAAAACGAAAAAUUGAAUGAAUAAAUGUGUUUGAAGAUUUAAUUAUGUUUAAAUCUCAAAUAAUAUGUGUGAUUUGUGUGAAAUACACGACAUGUAAUUUCUAGUAGCAGUACGUCAAAUGUUUCUUCAUGUUUGAUUUAUAAUUAAUUAUAUGUAUUUUCAUGAAGUACGUAAAUUAUUUAAAUUUAAUACAUUUAUAUCAUGGAGCAAAUAUUUGAAUGCAAGUGUAUUUGGCAGGAUAUUAGCCGAAUUAAAGCCGAAUACGAGCAACAAGCAUGCCGAAAACAAACCAUAAAACGAAUAUUCGGUCGAUACCUAGUUUUUAAUUUAGCAAAUGUAUAUAUUAUAAGAUAUUUUUGACAGUUCCAUUAGUUGUUGUCAAAUAUUUAUGGAAAGUGAUUAAUGUCUAAUUAUUAAAUUAUAUCAAACCAGCCUUAUAUUGUUGUACUUGCCAAGCAAUUUAAGCUAAUGACAUUGCCUUUAACUGUCGUCCAUUGAUUUUUAAUUAAGCGGUGAGGAAUACAUACUGUGUGAUUGUAUAUAAAGUACGUUAUAAUUAAUUAUUGUAGUAGAUUGUCUUUAUAAUCAAUAAUACAAUUUUGAAUUGUAAUUGUAGCAAAAUUUCGAUGAAAUGAUAUUUUUGUAACUUGUUUAUGAUUAGUUAAUUGUGCAAAUGCACAGUUUUAUUUAAUAAAGCUUUACAU
Vanessa atalanta (red admiral) is the source of this 4054-nucleotide messenger RNA. RefSeq lists its product as uncharacterized. The record is from RefSeq and is a predicted model, not a curated record. Lineage: Eukaryota; Metazoa; Arthropoda; Insecta; Lepidoptera; Nymphalidae. The coding region runs from base 149 to 1867 and encodes 572 amino acids. The transcript has a single exon.